Messenger RNA from Westerdykella ornata, 2280 nucleotides. Its product is annotated as 4-coumarate-CoA ligase 2. The coding region runs from base 378 to 2051 and encodes 557 amino acids. Gene Ontology annotation, molecular function: CoA-ligase activity. The record is from RefSeq and is a predicted model, not a curated record. The transcript is spliced from 3 exons. NCBI's taxonomy places the organism in Eukaryota, Fungi, Ascomycota, Dothideomycetes, Pleosporales, Sporormiaceae.
GGUUUCAAUCCACCAUUCAACAACAGGACUUGAUGGGAACAUUCAACCCCUGAGCCAUGCUUCGUCAAUAACGCUUUAGCCCUUCAGUCAUCUCGCCAGCUUCAAGUGGUCUGCCCAUCCCCCGAAGAUCCAACUUGCACUUCCCCGCUCUAACAACCGACUCGACCAUGCUGAAUCCCGGCGACAACAAGUAGACUCCGAGGAAGAUGUUCAACGCCCCCGCGUUCGUCGGAACUUCGCCGGUGCCGCGAAAGGAAUGCCGACUCUUAUCAACUCUGCCAAUGCCCUUCUUAUCCCAGUGGGCACGGGAUUCACAGCCUCAUACAUCCAGUAUACGUUGAGAGCUUGUCGUGAACGUUAAGCUUGAGAGAUUGGAGAUGGUGAUAUUCAAAUCCAAGCAGCCUCCAAUUGACCUCUCCACGGAGCUCACGGAUUGGGACUGGCUCUUCGACUCGUCAUAUUCUCCUAUCAACCGCUUCCCUGCCAACGAGCUCGCCGGCUUCCAAAACGCCAUCACCAAGGAGCGCGUGAGCUGGGCUCAGGUCAAGGAAUACUCGACCUACAUCUCUACCGCGCUUGUGAAGAAAUAUGGCCUCAAAGAGGGUCAGACUAUCUCUCUUCUCAGCCAGAACACCGUCUGGUACCCCGUAGCCAUGUUCUCUGGUCUGCGUGUCGGUGCAAAGAUCUCCGGCGCAAGCCCUGCCUACAACAUCGAGGAGAUGUCCUUUGCGCUCAAGACCGCAGACGCCAAGUUCCUCAUGACUACCCCGGGCAGCAUCGAAGUUGCAGCCGCGUCCGCUCAAGCUGUCGGACUCCCCCAGGACCGCAUUUUCCUGCUCGAGGACGAACUGCCCGGCUACAGCACGGUCCAAGAUUUGAUCGAGAUUGGCAAGUCGUAUGGCGAGAAGGGUCAGGUUCCUGCCUUCAAGCUGCCGCCCGGUAAAAAGAAUAAGGAUGUCUGCGGCUUCUUGUCCUUCUCGUCUGGGACGACGGGGCUGCCCAAGGCGGUCAUGAUCAGCCAUCAGAAUGUGAUUGCUCAGUGUCUCCAGAUCCAGCAGAUCACGCCCGAGACGCAGAAGAAGGUUCUUGCAUGCCUUCCCCUCUUCCACAUCACCGGCCUCGUCCACCAGAUGCACCUUCCCAUCCUCCUCAACGCCGAAGUCAUCAUGCUCCCGCACUUCACCCUCGAAUCCAUGCUCUCCGCCGUCGUCGAAUACAAACUCAGCGAACUCCUCCUCGUCCCGCCCAUCCUCAUCCGCCUCGUCCGCGACCCCAUGGUCGACUCGUACGACCUCUCGCACGUCACCCGCUUCUCCUCGGGCGCCGCCCCGCUCAGCGAGGAAAUCAUCCACCUCCUGCAGAAGAAGUUCCCCGGAAGGGGCUUCAAGCAGGGCUACGGCAUGACGGAGAGCUGCAGCUGCAUUACGGCGCACCCACCUGAAAAAUACGACUUCAAGUACGCGCAUUCGGGCGGCGCCAUCGUCGCUUCCACCGAGGUCAAAAUCAUCAGGGAGGACGGGUCCGAGGCUGGGUAUAACGAGCCUGGCGAGGUGCUGGCGCGCGGGCCGCAAGUCGUCAUGGGGUACCUGAACAAUCCCGAGGCGACGGCGAGGACGUUUGACGAAGACGGGUGGUUGCAUACGGGGGAUCAGGGCAGGAUCGAUGAGGAGGGCAUGAUUUACAUCACGGAUCGGAUCAAGGAGCUUAUCAAGGUCAAAGGGAUCGGUGUUGCGCCGGCCGAGCUGGAGGAUCUGCUGCUCGGCCACGAGAAGGUGGAGGAUGUGGCGGUUAUGGGCGUGCCGGAUGAGUACUCGGGUGAGCGCCCCAAGGCUCACGUUGUGCUAAAGCCCGGGGUGCGGGCCGAUUCGGCGGUGGGGAGGGAGCUGAUUGCGUUUGUCAAGGAGAGGAAGGUGAGGUAUAAGUGGGUCAAGGAGAUUGAGUUUGUCGAGGAGAUUCCGAAGAGUCCGAGUGGCAAGAUUUUGAGGCGGGUGUUGAAGGAGAGGGCGGGGAGGGGUUUGGUGGUUGGGGAUGAGGCGAAGGCGAGGCUGUAGUGGGUUCAAAGAAGGUGGGCGUGGAUACCGAUGGGAUAGAUUGAAGAGGAUAAAGAAUAAAGUGAGAACGCAUUCAAGUUGCAUCUAUCAAAAGCAAAGGAAGAAGCACCACCAUUGAUCGGUAUUCCCACCAACCCACAUCGAAUCGUACCCAAACUCCAUACCCAAACCCAUUCCUUACCCCCAAUCCCCAACACAUCCAUCCCAUCAUCGACCUCGAUCCCCUUUC